AAAACAGUGCUUGAGGCAACAAAUAAAAACAAAAUUAAUCGUGAAUUUAUUUCCAAAUAAAAACAAUGGCAGUAGCUGAUACAUUAAAGUAUGACAAUGAAAUAUUUCGUGGAUACAUCACAUGGAGUGGAAUAUUAUUAGUCAAACUCCUUCUUAUGAGCUUCUUAACAGGCAUCAAUCGUAUCCGUAAAGGCGCAUACGAAAACCCAGAAGAUAUUCGUGGACGAGAAAAUGUUGAAUUGAAAAAAGAUGAAGAUGUCGAGAGAGUCAGACGUGCACACUUGAAUGAUCUUGAAAAUAUUCCGGCAUUUUUACUUGCUGGGUUCUUCUAUGUGCUAACAGAACCAAAUGUAGACUUAGCAUUAUGGCUCUUCCGAAUUGCAGUUUUGGCAAGAAUUGGACACACAAUAGUUUAUGCCAUUUACCCAGUACGUCAACCAGCACGAGGAAUUUGCUUUAUGAUUUGCGUUUUCAUUACGCUCUUCAUGAUUAUCGCAAACAUUGUUGCGUUCUUUAAAAUUUAAUUCUGAUUUGUAAUUAAUGACAUAAUCCUACUUGAUGUAAUACAGAAGUACUAAAGAUUUUUUUACCUCAUCUAAUAGAUUUAUAGAUUCAUCAUCGAUAUUCUCAUACUC
Molecule: messenger RNA, 635 nt
Organism: Chironomus riparius
Lineage: Eukaryota; Metazoa; Arthropoda; Insecta; Diptera; Chironomidae
Source: the annotation of a GenBank genome assembly